AUUUACUCUCCAUCCAAACCAACUUCCCUUUCUCUCGCCCGCCAAACUCCUGUCCUUGGGCCGAAACUCGACAAUUCUUGACCACGAUGAAAGAUCUACCGGGAGACGAUGACGCACAGCUCGCAGCCCUGGGCCACAAGGCUGAAUUGAAUCGGAACUUUUCGAUGCUGUCGAUGUUAGGCUUAGCCUUUGCCAUUCUGAACUCAUGGACUGCUCUCUCUGCAAGUUUAUCCAUCAGUCUGCCGUCGGGCGGGAGCGCAAGCGUGGUAUGGGGAUUGGUCACGGCGGGUAUCUGCAACCUUUGCAUGGCGGCUUCUUUGGCAGAGUUCUUGUCGGCAUAUCCUACGGCGGGUGGACAAUAUCACUGGGUGGCAGGUAUUGCUCCUGAGAGAUACAUGCCUGUUCUCUCGUGGAUUACGGGCUGGGCAAACGUCUCUGGAUGGGUUGCGCUGGCUGCUACUGGCGGAUCCCUGGGCAGUGAAUUGGUUUUGGGCGUCAUCUCCUUGAUGCAUCCGACCUAUGAAUCACAACGGUGGCAUCAGUUUCUCGUCUACAUCGGCUUCUGCCUCGUCGCGUUCUUGAUCAAUGCCUUCAUGAACUCUAUCCUGCCACGAUUGACUAAGGGUGCCUUCAUCUGGUCACUCAUGGGCUUUGCUGUCAUCUGCAUCACUGUCCUAGCCUGCGCGUCGCCCAACUAUCACUCUGGAGAGUUCGUCUUUGGCGACUUCAUCAACGAGACAGGCUGGCCCGAUGGUCUCGCUUGGCUGCUGGGGCUCCUCCAAGGAGGUUUUGGACUCACUGGAUUUGAUGGAGUUGCGCACAUGAUUGAGGAGAUUCCGAACCCCUCUGUAGUAGGUCCGAAGAUUAUGAUCGGUUGUGUCGCCAUCGGCACUUUCACUGGUACUAUCUUUUUGAUUGUACUGCUCUUCGUUGCCGGGGACAUCAACAACGUUAUUAGCUCGGCGGCUACCCCCCUUCUUCAGAUUUUCUAUGACGCCACGAAAAGCAAUGCUGGAUCUAUCUGUCUUUUGAUUUUCCCUCUGGUCUGUGUCCUCUUUGCCGCUGUGACCAUCACGACGACAAGCAGCCGCAUGGUUUAUGCAUUCGCAAGAGACGGCGGUCUCCCAGCUUCGCCCUUCUUCAGCAAAGUUCAUCCGAGACUACAGUUGCCUUUGAACGCUUUGUACCUGACCAGCUUCUUCUGCAUUGUCUUUGGAUGUAUCUUCCUCGGUUCUUCCAGUGCAUUCAACGCGAUCUUGUCUUCAUCUGUUAUUCUGCUCGACAUUGCAUAUGCCAUUCCGAUCGCCGUAAAUUGCGCUCGGGGCCGGAGGAUGCUGCCUGAAAGACCUUUUGUUCUGCCCAACCUUUUCGGCUGGAUUGCCAACAUAAUCUCUCUGGCCUACAUCACGAUGACCACUGUCCUCUUUGUCUUCCCUCCUGAUCGUCCCGUGACCGGCAGCAACAUGAACUAUUGUAUCGUUGUCGUGGGCGUAGUCACGAUCCUGUCAGUCGUUCAAUGGGUUGUUGACGGUCGUAAGAACUUCUCCGGACCUCGGAUGGAUGUGGCUGUGAUAUCGGGACAGGUUGCCACUGGUGGCGAACCUGCUGAGUAUGCCGUGGAACAUGGCAUACCCCAUGAUAAAUGA
Molecule: messenger RNA, 1646 nt
Organism: Aspergillus saccharolyticus JOP 1030-1
Lineage: Eukaryota; Fungi; Ascomycota; Eurotiomycetes; Eurotiales; Aspergillaceae
Product: GABA permease GabA
Exons: 19
Coding region: 87-1646 (519 amino acids)
Biological process (GO): amino acid transport; transmembrane transport
Cellular component (GO): membrane
Molecular function (GO): transmembrane transporter activity
Source: RefSeq, a predicted model, not a curated record